AGAAAAUUCCUCAAAAAAUGUUCAUUGUCUCCAAACAAACCACCACCGAAUACGGCACCGGAUGCUUCGCCGCUCCAUCCUCAUCCUGCCAAAGCGAGUACAACCCGAAGGUCGAAAACGAUGCUGUCGCCCAUAACUCUAUCUCGGGGCUCCGUGGAUCCUUGCGCCGGAACUCUUCGAACCUCUCAAGCCAGCUUACGGCUCUUCAGGAGACUUGCCUCGCCGACGCUGCUCAGAUCGAAAUCAACUGCUCCACAUCGAACGCCAAGCAGGCAUUCUUCGUGAAGAUCGAGGUGCCCACUGGAGAGCAGGGUGUCCUCCACUUCUCGCCUUCCUCCGGCGACAUCUCUCAAGUCUUCACUCCGAUCCAGAACGGAUGUGGCCAUGGAGUAUGGAAAUUUGUUGUCUGCACUAUGGAGAAUGGAAGUGAAAUCGCCCAUUCGCAAGUGUCCCGCAACCUUGACGGCGUCGGAAUCCUCUUCUUCAACGUCUACGAAGACUUGGAAAUUCGUCUCGCUCAGCAAGAAUUCCUCCACAUCAGCCACUGCCAUACCCGCAGGCACUAGUGGCUCGGAAAACAAAAAUUUUCCUAUAUUUUCUGUACAUUUUCGCCCCGUCCCCUAACAUUUCUCACAUUUCCUUGUUGAAAAAAUACCCUUGUCAUUCCAUUCCACAUCGAUUCGAUUUUUAAGCCGAUACCUCGGGAGCCUUUUUCUCGGGUACCAACCAUUUUUUUUUUAAUUGAAAAAAACUCCACCGUUGUUCAUAAUAAACCCUUUAAUUUGUUUG
Caenorhabditis elegans is the source of this 789-nucleotide messenger RNA. It is a transcript of the gene dpsm-1, whose product is annotated as MATH domain-containing protein. The record is from RefSeq and is marked reviewed. NCBI's taxonomy places the organism in Eukaryota, Metazoa, Nematoda, Chromadorea, Rhabditida, Rhabditidae. The transcript is spliced from 2 exons. Bases 18 to 566 code for a protein of 182 amino acids.